Messenger RNA from Mesitornis unicolor (brown roatelo), 1039 nucleotides. RefSeq names its product solute carrier family 25 (mitochondrial carrier: glutamate), member 22 (gene SLC25A22). The transcript has 9 exons. Gene Ontology annotation, molecular function: L-glutamate transmembrane transporter activity; L-aspartate transmembrane transporter activity. The record is from RefSeq and is a predicted model, not a curated record. Gene Ontology annotation, biological process: L-glutamate transmembrane transport; aspartate transmembrane transport; malate-aspartate shuttle. Bases 71 to 1039 code for a protein of 322 amino acids. Lineage: Eukaryota; Metazoa; Chordata; Aves; Mesitornithiformes; Mesitornithidae.
UGAAAAAGAAGUGACUGAAAAAGAACCUAAGGAACAGAUUCAUUUCUUAACAAGAUCAAGUUUGAAUUAAAUGGCUGAUAAACAGAUCAGUUUACCUGCCAAGCUGAUCAAUGGAGGCAUAGCUGGGCUGAUCGGGGUCACCUGUGUAUUUCCCAUUGACCUGGCAAAAACUCGCCUGCAGAACCAGCAGAAUGGCCAGCGGAUGUACACCAGCAUGUCUGACUGCCUCAUUAAAACAAUUCGGUCGGAAGGCUACUUUGGCAUGUACAGAGGGGCUGCAGUCAACCUGACUCUAGUGACACCAGAAAAGGCUAUCAAACUGGCAGCCAAUGACUUCUUCCGGCAUCACCUCUCUAAGGAUGGGAAAAAGCUGACGCUACUGAGGGAGAUGCUGGCAGGCUGCGGCGCAGGUACCUGCCAGGUGAUAGUCACCACUCCCAUGGAGAUGCUCAAAAUCCAGCUGCAAGAUGCGGGACGUAUUGCGGCACAGAAGAAACUGAUGGCAGCACAGGCCCAGCUCUCCUCUUCCUCUGCGGCGGGGGCAGCAGAGCCAGCUGUGGAAACACGCACCACUGCAACACAGAUAACAAGGGAGCUGCUACGGAGCAAAGGCAUCGCGGGACUCUACAAGGGCCUGGGAGCCACGCUGCUAAGGGAUGUUCCAUUCUCCAUUGUUUACUUCCCACUGUUUGCAAACCUGAACAAGCUGGGCCAGAAAGACCCCAAUGUCAAGGCUCCGUUCUAUGUGUCCUUUCUCUCCGGAUGUGUGGCUGGCAGCACGGCUGCGGUGGCUGUCAAUCCUUGCGAUGUGAUCAAAACGCGGCUGCAGUCUUUGCAGAGAGGAGUGAAUGAGGACACCUACUCAGGGAUCCUGGACUGCACCAAGAAGAUCUUGAAGAAGGAAGGGCCCAUGGCCUUCCUGAAGGGAGCAUACUGCCGAGCCCUCGUCAUUGCUCCUCUCUUUGGCAUUGCACAAGUCGUCUACUUCAUCGGCAUUGCGGAGUUCCUGCUGGACAUGCUCCCCAAGCACCGGGCCUAG